Messenger RNA from Python bivittatus (Burmese python), 771 nucleotides. It is a transcript of the gene MRPL32, whose product is annotated as mitochondrial ribosomal protein L32. Gene Ontology annotation, cellular component: mitochondrial large ribosomal subunit. Gene Ontology annotation, molecular function: structural constituent of ribosome. Lineage: Eukaryota; Metazoa; Chordata; Lepidosauria; Squamata; Pythonidae. The record is from RefSeq and is a predicted model, not a curated record. Gene Ontology annotation, biological process: translation.
AGCGAGGAUUGAGUGACAUGGCCUCGUUGUUAGUAUUCUCAUCCCCUUUGCCCAAACUCCGUCGUUUCCUCCGAAGCUGCUGGGGGCAGCUUGGCGGCCACGGAUCGCCAUGGGCUCCUGCUUUGGCUGUACAAGCUCCAGCUUCUUUACCGAAUCCUGUGGAAGAAAAAACUGAAUAUGAUGAGAAUCCAAGCUUUUUAGACAGCAUAUUUUGGAUGCCAGCUCCAAAGUCAAGGCGAACAAUUGAAGUGAAUCGCUGCAGGCGAAGGGCUUCUAACCACCUUAUAAAGAUAAAGAAAAAUGUAGAUAUCUGUCCUGAAUGUGGCAACUUGAAAGAGAAGCAUGUUCUUUGUGGCUACUGUUAUGAAAAAGUUAAACAAGAAACUUAUGCCAUAAGAAAGCAAAUAAGACUACUGGAAGAUGGACCACAUAAGGCUCCCACUGUAGAAAGCAUUGUGCUGUAUACAGGAGAAACCCCCAGAACUGAAGAUGAAGGCAAUUUCUUGAACUAUGGAGAAUAUUGUGAUAAAACUUAUAUGGCAGAUACAGCAACUUUUCCAAACUUCAGUGAGAGGACAUACUUUUCUUUUUCUCCAAACUGCAGGAGGCAUACCCAAUGAUGCAAUGGAAUCACAGGGAAAGGCUGACUUAGGGAUGCAUCAUCAUCAUCAUCAUCAUUUAAUUUUGCAUCUCCUCUCACGUGCCUGAGUGGUCUAAAGCAUCAGCUCUACAAGGUACUUUUUGAGUGAUUAUAUGCUUUGUUGGAAUCCU